AUGACACUAGUCUUGCGAUACGUUGACAAAAGUGGAGAGUUGAUAAAGCGCUUUUUGGGCAUUGUCUAUGUGAGUGAUACAUCUGCAAGAUCAUUACAGAAAGCAAUUUAUUCUUUACUUGAGGAUCACUCGCUAUGUUUAUUGAAAUUAUGUGGACAAGGUUACGAUGACGCUAGUAAUAUGCAAGAAGAAAAAAAUGGCCUAAAGUCUUUGAUUUUGCAAGAUGCUCCAUCUGCAUAUUGUAUUCACUGUUUUGCUCAUCAGUUGCAAUUGGCACUUGUCGCUCUUUCUAGAAAACAUUCAGAUGUGAAAAUUUUCUUUUAUGUUGUCACUAAUGUAUUGAAUACUAUUGGAACAUCUUUUAAGCGCAGGGAAUUACUUCGACAACACCAAGUGGAGAAGUUGGAAGAAUUGCUUAAAGCGGGAGAAAUUUUUACUGGGCAAGGAUUGAAUCAAGAACCUGGUCUCCAACGACUGGGUGAUACUCGUUGGAGAUCUCAUUUUAAGAACUUGGAAAAUUUCAUGGUUAUAUUUUCUUCAAUUGCUAAUGUGCUUAAAGAUAUGAAAGAAUAUUAUCCACUCAAGCUUGAUAGACUUGCAACAGGAAAUCUUUUGGAUAACAUUCAGGAAUUUGAAUUUGUCUUUAUUUUGCAUUUGAUGUUCAAUAUUUUGCUUUUUACAAAUGAAUUGAACAAAGCUUUACAAAAGAAAGAUCAAGAUUUCGUCAAUGCUAUGGAGUUCCUUAACCUUGCAAAGAUAAGGUUACAAAAAAUGAGAGAAAGUGAAUUGGAGUCUUUGAUGGAUGACGUUUAUUCAUUUUGUGGAAAACAUGAAAAUGUGAUUCCCAAAAUGGAUGAUGACUAUCCAAGAUCAAAGCGUAAGAGGUCCGGAAUUUCAUAUUUACAUCACUUUCAUGUGGAAGUAUUUUAUGCAGUUAUUGAUUUGCAACUUCAGGAGCUCAAUAAUCGAUUUGAUGUUGUGACUAGUGACUUGCUCCUUGGUAUGGCUAGUUUGAAUCACGUUGAUUCAUUUCCUAAUUUUGGCAAGAACAAGACAAUGAAGUUGGCCGGUUACCAGCUUGAUAGUUUCAUUGUCUAUGCUCGACAACGUGAUAGCAAGUUUCUCAACUUGAAGGGGAUUAAGGAUCUUUCUAUUGUGAUGGCAAAAAUAAAAUUGGAUCAAACUUGGUCUCUUGUUUAUUUACUUGUGAAGCUGACAUUGAUUUUACCUGUUGCUACUGCAAGUGUGGAAAGAGCAUUUUCCUCAAUGAAGCUCAUAAAAAAUGAUCUACGUAAUCGCAUUGGUGGAGAAUUUCUAAAUGGUUGUUUAGUUUGUAAGAUAGAGCGUAAGGUAUUUGCAACUAUAAGCAAUGAUGCUAUUAUGGAUCGUUUUCAAAGGAUGAAUCCUCAUUGA
Lycium barbarum (goji berry) is the source of this 1413-nucleotide messenger RNA. RefSeq lists its product as uncharacterized. The transcript is spliced from 2 exons. Lineage: Eukaryota; Viridiplantae; Streptophyta; Magnoliopsida; Solanales; Solanaceae. Bases 1 to 1413 code for a protein of 470 amino acids. The record is from RefSeq and is a predicted model, not a curated record.